CCGGGCUGGGGGCGGUGGAGGCCGGGCCGGGCGGCAUGAUCGGCACCGUGCUCUACUACGUGCUGCUGCCGGCGGCGCGGCUCCUCCAGGCCCUCCGAGAUGCUUUCUUUACCUAUCGAAAGAAUGUGCUUCUGGCGAAGAGCCCGUCCACCCAGAUAGAAGGUGUCUUUGCUGCAACCACAGGAGGAUCGGUCCCAGAAGAGCAAGAAGCCCUUCUCCAGGAGUGGCUGGAGGAAGGAGUAGGGAAUUUGCCAGCCAGUGAGAGUGUUCCAGCAGUGAGGAAAGUAUCAGUUACACUCACUAGUGACUGGUUAGAAGGUUCAGAGCUAUUGAUGACCAGCCUCAGUGACCUGAAUACAUCACCAGAAGUCACCCAGCAUGCUGAUCAGCAGUACUCAGAGCUAAAUGCCUUGGCUUCUUCAGAACUGCAAGAUCAUGCAGUGGCUGAACUGGCAAGAUUACCAUCAGAGGAAACAGUGACUGUAGCAGGCAGUGCCCCUUGGGCAGCUGUGGUGCCACAAACAGAUCAGGCAGCUGGCUGUGCUGAUAUCAACGUGGAAGUGCUGAAUGAUGACCCAGCUGUGCUGGCCUGGAGUUUAGCAUGUGAUGCAGAAACGGUGCCAUCAGUGCUCCCAGCCCAGCCCAUUCAGGAUGCGGUGCCAUUCUAUCCUGUCCCAACAGAGGUGCCCUACCAUGAGAUCUUAUGGAGAGACUGGGAGGAUCUUUCUGUCCAGCCCUGUGUCUUAGAGCAAGUCUCAGGAAACACUCCUCUCUUUGAAUUUCGAGUCAUGUCUUACAACAUCCUUGCCCAGGACCUGGUGGAGCAGGGCCUUGAUCUUUAUGUACACUGUCAUCCAGACAUCCUGAACUGGAACUACCGCCUUCCAAACCUUUUGCAGGAGAUCCAGCAUUGGGAUCCUGAUGUUCUGUGUCUCCAGGAGGUGCAAGAGAACCAUUACUGGGAGCAACUGGAACCAACAUUCAAGGAGAUGGGCUUUGCAUGCUUCUAUAAACGGAGGACCGGGACGAAGACAGAUGGAUGUGCAGUGUGCUAUAAGCACAGCAGGUUCCAGCUGAUCAGCCUCAGCCCCAUAGAAUACUUCCGGCCUGGCCUGGAUGUCCUCAACAGGGAUAAUGUGGGCUUGGUGCUGCUGCUACAGCCUGUGCUCCCAGAGGGUCUAGGUCUGAAGGCAGUCAGUCCUUUGUGUGUGGCCAACACUCAUGUGCUGUUCAAUCCCCGUCGAGGGGAUAUCAAACUGGCCCAGGUGGCCUUGCUGCUAGCAGAGAUUGACAAAAUUGCAAGAACUGCUGAAGGCAGCUACUAUCCUGUCAUCUUGUGUGGAGACCUGAACUCUGUACCUGAUUCUCCACUCUACAAAUUCAUCCGGAAUGGUGAACUUUCCUACCAUGGGAUGCCAGCCUGGAAGGUAUCUGGUCAGGAAGACUUUUCCCAGCAAUUGUAUUCACGGAAACUGCUGGCCCCGCUGUGGCCGAGCUCACUGGGUGUAACAGACAAGUGCCAGUAUGUCACCCUGUGCCAGCCAAAGAAACCUGGGAGACGUGAAUACAGCCGUGACUUCCUGCUCCAGUUCCGCUUUUGCGAUGUUGCCUGUGAACGGCCACCACAGCUGGUCCUCUUGGAAGGUGUGACAGAUGCUAAACCAGACCGCCCUGCACACUGGCCCAAGCCUGCUGCCGUGGUGAAAGACCCUGAUCCCCAGCCAUUCAUCCCAAGGUGUUCAGGUGUUAUCCAGCAUGGCCUCAACCUGACCUCUGUCUACAGCCACUUCUUGCCACAGAGGGGCCGCCCGGAGGUCACAACCAUGCCCAUGGGGCUUGGAGCCACUGUUGAUUACAUUUUCUAUUCAGCAGAGCCUGUGGAGAGCAAGGCGGGUCGCAGGCUGUACAAGGAUGGAGCUCUGAAGCUGCUUGGCCGUCUAUCUCUUCUCUCUGAAGAUGUCCUCUUGAUGGCAAAUGGCUUACCAAAUCCUUUUUGUUCAUCUGAUCAUCUCUGCCUGCUGGCUAGCUUUGGCUUGGAGAUCUCCAGCCUCAGAGAGAGUUAGUGUUGGUUCCCUUUUGCUAAAGAAAAGCUGCUCUGAAUACAGCAGCUGAGACUCUGGAUUGCAUAAUCUGCUUGCAAGAAAGCCCUUUUCCUUGUCCUGCCCUAAAAGUCCUUUUCUCCCCUCACACCCUCGCUGAAAGCAGGGAUGAGAGAGUUGGAGUGCUUUUUGCAUUGAUAUUUUGUGUGUCUCUGCAAACCUGAGCUGUGUUCCCAGUGGGCUGCCAGGUGUAUUCAGGCAUUAGCAUCUCUUAAAGGGAUCCUUGUUCCACUGCCUUGUUUAGCAGGUGUUUUUGUGCUGCAGGACCCAGCAUAACUCCCAUGUUUAUUUGUCCCUGUGUGAGAUUUUCGAGGAGCUGGAAAAGAGAGCGGCAAUGCUAUCUGCUUUUGGUUAGUUUAAUUGCUAUCAAGGAGCAUGGGAUAUAUAUGCCAAUACUCUUUCACACCAAAACAAUAGUUCUUUUAAUUUCUCAGUAAUAGUUUAGUCCUUUCAGGGGUAGUUGUUGUGUUUCCUUUUAGAUUGGAUCUGCUAACUGCUUAGAAAUGUCUUUUACUUAAUAAUGUGUAAGGGCUGACUUGCUGACAGAAGGGUUUUUGUGGUGUAACAGUUUCUACAAGAAACUGCUGUGACUAAUGGACCAGGGAUUGCCAGGAAUGGAAUCAGAGGUUCUACAGAGCCACCCAAAGCAGCUAAAGAACUGCAGCAAAAUCCUAGAGGCCUUGGGGAAGGCUUCCUUCCUUUCUAGCAGUCUCAGAUUGGUAUCUAAUUUGUCAUUUUUAGCAAAAAUAUUUAGGAUCGCCCCAGUGAGUAUCCCGUGGAAAAAAUUACCCUAUAAAGCAUGACAACCCCAGAAGUCUAUAACUCUGGUUUGUUGUAAAAGAGAGAUGAAAAUGGAAGGCAUGUGAGAGUCAACAGAGCCAUCAGAUGGAAGAGCUGUUCUUGUCACUUGCCCUAUUCUUUUCUCUGUGCACUCCCUAUUGCAGUCAGCCUGCCAGGGGUCAAUAGCCAACCUGUAGCAUCCAUCUCCUGUGCCAGACUGAAGUCCAUGCUGCAUCCUUUUUCUGGACCCAGCCAUGUUCAGGUGUAGAUCAAACCCUUUGGAUCAACUCCUGUCUCUUGACCUGUGUUGGGAGGAAGGGGAAGGGUUUGUAACUUGGAGCCAGACUGCAGUCACUUGGAUCCCAGCGUUGCUUUGGUGUACAGUGUGCUUUUGUAAGCAGUGGCUUGGCCAGUACAAAAGCAGUUGAGCUGUACCUGUUCCUAGAGUAAAUUCCCCAGUUCAGCCUGACAUUUGGUGCUCAGUUUUUCCAUAAGAGAUGACACCAGUAUUGGCAGAAACCAAUAUUGGCAGAAAUAUUAUCAAUCUUCUGUUCACAAACAAGGCAGGAAAUCUGGUCCCACCUCAGGUUUAUGCGGGAAGGUACGGGAGACUUGAAACAUUUGUUCUUCAUGGUCUGUACUGAGGGACUUUGAUAUUUUAAAUGUUACUUUCUUUAUUGAAAAAUAAAGUACUCCUAAUCCAAGAAAAUACCACAAAGCAACUGCAGCACCUUGUAUUUCUGGCAGCUGAACCUCUGAAGACCUGCUUGACGAGGUUUUGCUGGCUGCGAGGUGAAAGACGGCAAAUUUGCUACACAAGUAAUAAGGGUUGAAGAGAGGGAAGAAGUGAGCCUAAUUUAAUCUCCCAAGACAUUCCUAAAUCCCAGAGGUGGUGGCUUCUUUGGCAUUGGGCUUGUCUUGCCCCCUCCAUCCCCCCACUUCCCCCUCCCAAGAAAGAUUUCCAUUCAGGGACCCUUGCCCUCCUCCCUGAGGGAGGAAUACUGCUGAUCUUUUACAGCUCACUUCUGUAAACUACAAAAACAAAGUGUGUGUGUGUGGGUUGGGUUGUGUUCUGUGCUCUUACGAGCAUGUAAGGAGUACAUGUUCCCUUCUUGCCCUGCCAAAUGGUGUGGUAUUUGUCUGGUGAUGUGUGGAUGACUUUUGCUACCAUUUGUGAGUUUCUGCAAGUGAACAGCAGUCUUGAGGGGGUGUGAAUAAUUUUGCCCAGUAAUAGUUCUGGCAUGGCACUGGUACAUGGGGAGGGAUGGAUGCAGAGGUGUGCAUUUAUAUGACUGUUUAUCUCACAGUUUGACUGAUUUCUGCAAGUACUCUUACUCUGAUUUUGUAAGCAUUUGUAUUUAUAAAGGGAGGGAAGGAAAGGGUGAACUGAGAGCUUUGCUUUCUAUCUGGCUCAAAAAGAGGUUGCCAGAAGGCAGCCUGGUUGCAGAUGACUCCCUCCUGCUGUUAACAUUGUAGUAGGAACCUGAGAAGACACUAAAGGUUUAACAACCAACCAGAAGCACAACAAAAAAAUUCUAUGACACAUGAUGUUGGCACUUAGAAUUUUAGCUGUCUGCUUCUAUUGUAAUUGCUGGCUGAGUCUGAGGUCAGUUGGCAAGGAGGUGUGUAUGUGUGUAUGAAAGCUGCCCAUAAGAGAGCCAGACUGAGCUCUCUUGAGACUCAUAAGGUGUGCAUCAUACACCAGCAGAUGAACUGGUUGCCCCUGCACUGCCUGAAGAGCCCUGCCAGUCCUGUGAUGUAACUCAAGUGGAGGACCUGUGUUCUGGUAUCAUAAGUGCUUUUUCCAUUUUAUGUAAACCAAAACCUUGACUUGUGGGCAAAUUGCAUGGAAGCAUCUCAGGGAGGUUUUAAGGUUCCAGCUAUACUUUGCUGGAAAAUCUAAUGUUGCACAGGUCAAACUAAUGUUUUCCCUUUCCAUGCAUGAAAUAAUAUGGUAUGCACUUGGAAUCGUUAAGUUUUUGAACACCGGAUAUGGAGUCAUGUGCAGAGAAAACCCAGGACAAUGCUUACAAGUCUUAUUCUUUCUGGAGGUCAUAGUGCUCCCAGGGUGACUUGCAGUUCUCAAAGCCCUGGCUUACACAUGCUUUGUUGGACGCUUACAGGUGAAACUAUGGCAGAAAUGCAAGACCAUUGCUAGUGAUUUCAAAAGGACACAAAGGCAGAGUUGAAGACUUGAUCUCUGUGUUUAUUUUGACUGCUGACCCAGAAGCUCUGUUAUGGACUCAUAUGGAAGUGGUCUGUUUCAGGAAAAUAAAACCCCUGUGUUGUAGAGCAAUUUGGAGUUAAUAUCAAAUGGGUCUGGAGACCUGUGAAUGCCUCUUGACUGUGUGGGAUUAUAGGAGAGGUUUGGAGGCAGGGUGGGUAGAAAGUUCCUAACGGUAAAACCGCAACUAGCAUAUAGUUGUUAGGAGAAAAUAAUGUGUUUUGUGAUGCUUUAAGAGUAGCUCCCACAGGUAUAAUCAGAGCCUGUGGUAAUAAGCAUUGUAAUGGGAUGCAGAACUGAGAUGCCAGAUGUAGCUCUUAGAACUGUUUCUGGACCUAAAAGCAUGAUGAGUUGUCUUUAACACAGCUUUCUGAUGAAUUACAGAGGGGUCUGUAAGUGGUUAUGAAACUAGAACAGCAGUAUCUGCGAUGCUCAGCAAGGGAAGGUGUCACAAAGGUGACAUCACUUUAAUAGUGAUGUAGAGUUCAUGGAGACUCUUGCUUAGGGGAAGUGAUGCCAGAGACCACUGGCAGUGUGUGUAUGUUCCCUGUUAGCAGCCUCCUGAACUGCAGGAGCAAGCAGCUGUAGAGGCAAUCAAGUAUUUGACAAAGUAUCUUUGCUAAAAACCAGCUUAGUUUGCACCGCAGCUGCUAGGCUGUUUUUAGUUAGGCUAUUUAGAUAGAAGUUGGACUUCCUUCAUUUUCUCAGUUUUAAGUUCAUUGCUUCAGGAGGUUGUCCUUCAUAAUCAGAUUUCCCAAUUACAUGGGAUGGGAGGAGUGGUAAACAAUGUAAUUGCUCUAGCUUCUUUCCUGUUCUUAAUAAAUGAAACUUGGCUGCUGCUUGA
This is a messenger RNA of Hirundo rustica (Barn swallow), 5947 nucleotides long. RefSeq names its product angel homolog 1 (gene ANGEL1). The transcript has 10 exons. The record is from RefSeq and is a predicted model, not a curated record. The coding region runs from base 36 to 2063 and encodes 675 amino acids. NCBI's taxonomy places the organism in Eukaryota, Metazoa, Chordata, Aves, Passeriformes, Hirundinidae. Gene Ontology annotation, molecular function: 3'-5'-RNA exonuclease activity.